AAAAAGAAAUUAAUAAUAGUAAUUAGUAAUCAUUGUUUGACAUUAGAAAAAAUUGCGAAAAAGUUUUUAUGUUUUCCUAGCAGUUAAUUAUUAAAUUUUCUGUUAAACCAGUUCGAAAACUAAAUCCUUCAGAAUAUCCCCAAACUCUCAGAAAUAAAAAAUUGUGGGGAUUUUCUGGCAGUAGAUUUGCAACAACUCUUAAAAUCCUCUAGAAAAUUGUAAUAAAUUUGCAUUUGCAAACAUCACAUAUUCACAUAUUCACAUAUUUCCAAAAAUUUUGGUUUUGCUUAUUGGACAUAGUGGAGAAAGAAGUCCUAACGUAAAAAUAAAACAACCAAAAUUUAUAAUUAAAUUUUGAAUAAAAGUGUGAAGUUUUAUUUAAAAAAUAAUUAUCAAAAGCGGUGUAUAUGUAAUUAAAUAUUUCUGUUGUCAUUGGUUCAAAAGAAGAAAGUGUACAUUUGUCGAAUAGUCUAAUAACGGUGGGAGAAGGAAAAACUGCAUAAAAAAAAGAAUGUGGGACUCCUCGGUGUUCCUAAGCACACUAACGCCGAAGUUUUAUGUGGCUUUGACCGGAACAUCGAGUCUUAUUUCCGGAUUAAUUUUAAUUUUCGAGUGGUGGUAUUUUCGUAAAUAUGGCACAUCUUUUAUAGAACAAGUCUCUAUAAACCACAUUAGUCCAUGGAUAAAUGGUAGCGAUGCACAGGCUGACGCAAAUGGGAAUGGAAAUAAUGGUAGUACAAAUGGAACAGCAGGAAGUUCUAAUAAUCAGACGGCUGGUUCAAGCCAGCAAAUGCCAGAGUGCAAAGUCUGGCGAAAUCCCUUGAACUUAUACCGAGGAGCAGAAUAUCAACGCUUUUUUUGGGCAACUAACAAAGAGCCUCUAACUUAUUAUGACAUGAAUCUGAGCGCACAAGACCAUCAAACAUUCUUUACAUGCGAAGGAGAUGCGAGAAAAGAAGAAUAUGAAAUAAUGCAAACAGCUUGGCGAGAACGUAACCCAGUUCAACGGAUAAAAGCCGCUCAUAAUGCGCUUGAAAUUAAUCCAGAAUGCGCGCCCGCUUACAUACUUUUAGCUGAAGAAGAAGCCACAACUAUUUUGGAAGCGGAAAAGAUAUUAAAAACAGCCCUUAAGGUUGCAGAAAUAAAUUACCGAAGAUCACAGGCUACACAGCAUCAAGGUCCUAUAGCCGAAGCUGCACAUCGCCGUGAUACAAAUGUACUAAUCUAUAUUAAACGACGAAUGGCGAUGUGCGCACGGAAGCUAGGAAAAUUAAAAGAGGCCGCCAAAAUAUUUCGUGAUCUCAGCAAAGAAAUUCCAUCUAUCAUGAAUGUACUAAACGUGCAUGAAAAUCUCAUAGAGACGCUGCUUGAGAUGCAAGCAUAUGCCGACUGUCAGGCAGUUUUGGCCAAAUAUGAUGAUAUUUCUUUACCUAAAUCGGCGACCAUUUGCUACACGGCAGCGUUAUUAAAAGCUCGUUCGGUGGCAGAUAAAUUCUCGCCCGAUAUAGCGUCAAAGCGCGGUCUUAAUACCAUUGAAAUGAGCGCCGUCGAAGCAAUUCAUCGAGCUGUUGAAUUUAAUCCGCAUGUACCGAAAUAUUUAUUGGAAACAAAACCACUUAUUUUACCACCAGAACACAUAUUAAAACGUGGCGACUCAGAGGCGCUUGCUUAUUCUUUUUUCCAUUUAAAACAUUGGAAAAAUGUGGAAGGAGCAAUCAAUUUACUUCAUUGCACAUGGGAAGGUACAUUUCGUAUGUUGCCAUAUCCGUUAGAGCGGGGACAUCUAUUCUAUCCAUAUCCGACAUGUACAGAAUGUGCUGAUCGCGAAUUACUGCCAGCCUUUCACGAGGUGUCAGUUUAUCCCAAAAAGGAAUUGCCAUUCUUUAUUUUAUUUACAGCAGGACUUUGUUCUUUCACAGCACUUUUAGCUUUGCUUACACAUCAGUAUCCGGAGCCGAUGGGAGCGCUUGCACAAAAUGUUCUUCUUUAUAUCUCCUAUCCAUUUCAAAUAUUAAAAGAGCGCAUUGAAGCUUUAUGGCCAUGUAACUUUCUUCAUCAGCUGACUCGAGUUUAAAAUCUAUGUUUAUAAAAUAAUAACGUAAUUUAAUAUUUUAAGACACAUUAACAAGUUGGUGAGUGCAUCAAAAUGUCGGACCCACACUUAACUUGAGAUUUUUUUUAAGAUUGCACGAUACUAAUUUAAGUUUUUUUAUUGUAUAAUUUGAAAAUUUUGAUUUUAUUUAUUCAAAUAUUAUUUACUAUUUGGUUGUUUAAAGCAACUACUAAUAUAAAUGUCUUAAAUUCAGAGAAUGAAUUAGCAAUCUCAAGUCAAUAUAAAGUUAUUAAAAGCAAA
Bactrocera oleae (olive fruit fly) is the source of this 2353-nucleotide messenger RNA. RefSeq names its product protein ST7 homolog. The record is from RefSeq and is a predicted model, not a curated record. Gene Ontology annotation, molecular function: protein binding. Lineage: Eukaryota; Metazoa; Arthropoda; Insecta; Diptera; Tephritidae.